UUCCAUCAUUUCUAAACCAUAGGAAACUUUGCUGCCUUAAAAUUUUGUGUGAGAACGCUGAUCUAACCAAAUAAUGGCAGAAGAAGCUGAUUCAGAUGAAAAGAGAAUUUUGGCUCAGUUCAAAAGUGAAAGUGGAGAUGUCACAGGAAAUGCAUUUGAUUUACCUUUAAAUAUCACAGCAGAAAAACUGCAGAUGAUCUGCAAUGCUUUGUUAACAAAUGAAGAUCCUAUCCCUUACUCUUUCUUUGUCAAUGAUGUUGAAGUUACUGACAGCCUCGUGAAGGCACUGGAUGCUAAAGCCUUAGAGAACACAGAGCAGGUCCUGGAUAUUGUUUACCUUCCUCAGGCUAUAUUUAGAGUGAGGGCAGUAACAAGGUGUACCAGUACAAUCCCUGGCCAUGCAGAAGCUGUCAUUUCUGUAUCAUUUAGUCCUGAUGGAAGGUAUUUGGCUAGUGGUUCGGGUGAUACAACUGUACGGUUUUGGGAUGUCCAAACAGAAACUCCUCAACAUACUUGCAAAGGUCAUAAACACUGGGUGUUAUGCAUAGCUUGGUCACCUGAUGGCAGGAAGUUAGCCUCAGGUUGUAAAAACAGUCAAAUUUGUAUAUGGGAUCCAGAAUCUGGCCAACAGAAAGGAAAAUCUCUAACAGGACAUAAACAGUGGAUAACCUGGUUGUCAUGGAAACCUUUUCAUUUAGAUCCAGAAUGCAGAUUCCUUGCAAGCAGUUCCAAAGAUGGUACCAUAAAGAUUUGGGACACCCUGUUGAGUCAGUGUCACAUUACCCUGUCAGGUCACCUUCAGUCGGUGACCUGUAUCAAAUGGGGUGGUACUGACCUCAUUUACUCUGCCUCCCAGGAUAGGACUGUCAAAGUGUGGAGAGCAGAAGAUGGUGUUUUAUGCAGAACAUUACAAGGUCAUGGUCACUGGGUCAACAUCCUGGCACUUAGUACUGACUAUGUCAUGAGGACAGGAGCAUUUGAUCCAGCUAAUGCAAAAAUAGUACCAGCUGACAUUCAAGAAUCUGCAGAGAAGUUGUCCAAAAUUGCCAAAGAAAGAUAUGAAAAAGCAAAGGGAAAUGGUCCUGAGAGACUUGUGUCAGGUUCCGAUGAUUUUACUUUGUAUCUAUGGCAACCUGAGGAGGACAAGAAACCCGUGACCAGGAUGACCGGUCACCAGCAACUGAUUAAUGAUGUUCGGUUUUCUCCCGACACCAGACUUGUAGCCAGUGCCUCGUUUGAUAAGUCUGUCAAACUAUGGGAUGGAAAAAAUGGAAAGUUUUUGGGGACAUUCCGAGGUCAUGUGAACCGAGUGUACCAGGUCACCUGGUCAGCUGACAGCCGUUUAUUGUGUAGCGGAAGUUCUGACUCCACCCUCAAAGUCUGGGACGUCAAACUGAAGAAACUAUUAAUAGACCUCCCGGGGCAUUCUGAUGAGGUGUAUGCUGUGGAUUGGAGCCCUGACGGACAGAGGGUGGCUAGUGGGGGCAAAGACAAAGUCCUCAAAAUAUGGAGAAAGUAAUGAACUGAAAGAAGAAAAACAUGCUGAAUACAUAAUUUUAUGUACUGUGAUAUCAAUGGGGGAAAAAUAAGAAUAA
Saccostrea echinata is the source of this 1595-nucleotide messenger RNA. Its product is annotated as notchless protein homolog 1-like. Gene Ontology annotation, biological process: ribosomal large subunit assembly; Notch signaling pathway. Gene Ontology annotation, molecular function: protein binding. The record is from RefSeq and is a predicted model, not a curated record. Gene Ontology annotation, cellular component: nucleolus. The transcript is spliced from 14 exons. The coding region runs from base 74 to 1519 and encodes 481 amino acids. NCBI's taxonomy places the organism in Eukaryota, Metazoa, Mollusca, Bivalvia, Ostreida, Ostreidae.